Molecule: messenger RNA, 1082 nt
Organism: Schistosoma turkestanicum
Lineage: Eukaryota; Metazoa; Platyhelminthes; Trematoda; Strigeidida; Schistosomatidae
Source: the annotation of a GenBank genome assembly
AUGUAACUCAUUUAUUAUUGUUCUCAGCUCAGGCUAGUCAUGACCAAGUUCCACCUGAUGUAAUGGAACCGUUAGUACGAGUGAUUGCUGAUAAUUUCAUUACAGAACGUGCUUCUUCGGAAGCAAUAGCAGUUGGAUUGAAUUCAGUACGUGAAAUAUGUGCACGUUGUCCAUAUGCAGUUACAAAAGAUUUAUUAUCUGAUUUAAUUCAAUAUCGAUCAUAUCGAAAUAAGAAUGUGGUUGCUGCAGCUCGAUCUGUUAUACGAUUGUAUCGUCAAAUAAAUCCUGAAAUGUUACCACGUAAAGAAUGUGGACGUUUAACGGAAUCACAAUUGGAUGUAAUAAAAUAUGAUAUACCUCAAGAUGUGGCAAUUAAUUUCGGACAAUGUACCACUUCUGCAACUGUUCCUGGAGCUGAAAUAAUUGCCUUAGCUUCAGAAAAAUUAAAUGCUAAUAAAAAAGAAUCUUCUAAAAAGUCCAGCAAAAAUUUAAACAAUUCAGAGACAUGUUUAAACACUGAAGAAAAUGAUUCAUGGGAAUCAUGCUCUGAUGAUGAAGAGUCUGAGGAGGAAACAUGCGCGGACAAAGAAAGUGAUAAUUCAGAUGGCGAAUGGGUAAAUUUAUCUAAUUCUUCGGAAGAAGAAGAAGAUGAUGAUGAACAAAACAUUGAAAUCGAUGAAUCUAAUGAUGAGAAUGCUUCUGCAAAGAAACCGAAAAUAGAUCCGAGUGUUUUGAAAGAAAAAGCUUUAGAGAUAGCAGCUUCACGUGUAUUUACACAAGAGGAAUUUGAAGCAAUGCGUAAAUAUCAACAAACAAAACAGAAACGUUUUGCAUCGUACAGUUCAUUACGUAAUAAACAUAAACUUGACAAUUCCGAUUCAUAUUUUAUUGUGAAUUCUGAUUCGGAUGAAGAUGAUGCAAAUACUACUGGUAUUGGUAUACAAAAUAAAGACGGUAGUCUAGGCAAUCUUGUGAGUAUGAGUGCAAUUACACGUUUAGUGAAACGUCCACAUCAAACAAAAGCUGAUCGAAUGGAAUCUAUUGAAGAAGGUCGUAUUGGAAGAGAAAAAUAUGGUUUUAAG